Pyricularia grisea is the source of this 1035-nucleotide messenger RNA. RefSeq lists its product as uncharacterized. Bases 1 to 1035 code for a protein of 344 amino acids. The transcript has 2 exons. Lineage: Eukaryota; Fungi; Ascomycota; Sordariomycetes; Magnaporthales; Pyriculariaceae. The record is from RefSeq and is a predicted model, not a curated record.
AUGGCGGAUACGGCGAUCAUUCUCCCCGACCCUGGAGUUGAGGAAGAAUACGCGUCUUCCGAAGACUCUGAUUUUGCGCCAGAAGAUACCGCAGCCCGCGAAUCCUCACCUGACGAUUCCGACGACGAGGAUGUGCCGCCAGACGUUGCACCUGCGACUGCGCCCAAGCGCAAGCGGAACGCUAACGACGACGAACCACAAGAUGUCGGUUUCGAAAACUCUGGAGACGAGGCCAUUAUAGAGAAGGCCAAGACAAAGCGGCAGAAGAAGGUCAGGAAAGCGAACCAGGAUGGGGACGAGGGUGGUGAUGGUGGUUUGAUCAAGACACGCAGUCAGCGAGCGCAAGAGAAAGCCGAGCGGAAGGCAAUUGCCGUCUCUGGCCCUGUCACCGUCGACGUCGAUGCACUAUGGGCCCAGAUGAAUAACCCAACCUCUGCUGCUCCAGUGAGCAGUCAGGCAGAUUCUACAACCGAGGCCGAGGCCGCUGCAGGUGCUACAGUCAAUGCUAGAGAUGCGGACAAGACAGCUACCACCGAAGCUACUACCCAGGUUCCACGAAUGAUCAAAAUAAAACGUACAUACAACUUUGCCGGGAAGGUUCACACGGAGGAAAAGCUCGUUUCGCGAGACUCCGCAGAGGCAAAGCUAUAUCUUGAGUCUCUGGGAGAAGGUGCGACACCAGAGGCAGCCGAAGAAAACGGCGAUCAGCCAAGGAGGAGGCCCAAAAAGGCAUUCCGAUCUGCAUUCGAACCAAUAUCGGACCAGCUGGCGUCUCGCAGAGACCUGAACCUAGGAAUAGCGGCCAGGAUGGAGGCCAGGGAUCUCGCAAAGGAUGCCAACGCCAAGAAGCUCACAACAGUCGAGAAGAGCCGCAUGGAUUGGGCUGGCUACGUUGAUAAGGAGGGCAUCCAGGAUGAGCUUAAGCUCGCUGGCAAAUCAAAGCACUCCUACGCCGAGCGCCAGGGCUUCUUGGCUCGUAGCGAGGCACGGAGGGAAGACGAUGCAAGGAAAGCUCGUAUGGCUACGCGGGUUUAA